UUAUUUCAAACACUGCACCAACGUUUGUUAUCAACGAAAUUGAAUAACAAUACUCACGUUUGUUUCGGUGGCAAACACUGCUUCCUACAAGGGUGCGAGUGGCGAUCGUCAUCGCUUGUUUUUUGUGUUUGAGUUGUUUGUGAUAAGAUAGGCAGUAUUUUUUGCCCUACUGGAGCAACGAAAGAACCGCAGCGUGCAAUGAGUCAAGUGCUAAUACGUGUCGUCUGAUUAUUCAUCAUUGGAAGUUCUGAUCGUGCAGAUCGUGCUCCAUUCUGGUGGGCGUGAGCGUAACAAUGUCUCUGAAUAUCCUAGUAACCGGUGGAGCGGGAUUUGUUGGCUCGCAUACAAUUCUAGAGCUACUCAAAGCGGGACAUCGAGUUAUCUGUGUGGAUAAUUUGUGCAACGCCUAUGGCGAGGCAAACUCCAAGCUGCCAGAAUCUCUGAAACGGGUACAGGAACUGACAGGAAAGCCAAUAACAUUCUAUGAUGUAGACAUACGUAACAAGGACGGGUUGAACGAGGUUUUCAAAAAGCAUCAAAUCGACUGUGUGGCACAUUUUGCAGCACUGAAAGCGGUUGGAGAAUCAUGUCGCAUACCGCUGCAAUAUUACCAAAAUAACAUUACCGGUACAAGCGUCUUGCUCGAAGUAAUGGCCGAGAACAAUGUAUUUAAGUUCGUCUACAGUUCGAGUGCCACUGUUUACGGAGAACCGCAAAAGCUUCCCUUAGACGAAAAACAUCCGACAGGCAACUGUACUAAUCCUUACGGUAAGAGCAAAUAUUUCACCGAGGAAAUAUUGAAAGAUCUCUGCGAAUCGGAUUCCCAUUGGUCGGUGAUAUCGCUGCGCUACUUUAACCCAGUUGGAGCGCACAAAUCGGGACGCAUCGGCGAGGAUCCCAAUGGAGAGCCGAACAACCUAAUGCCGUACAUCUCGCAGGUGGCCGUUGGACGUAGAUCCUGUCUGAAGGUGUUUGGGAAUAACUAUGAUACUCCCGAUGGAACUGGCGUGCGUGACUAUAUCCAUAUUGUGGAUCUAGCUGAAGGGCAUGUCUGUGCUAUCGAUAAGCUAGUUCGUGGACAAUUAAAUGGGUUUGUAGUGUAUAAUCUUGGUACAGGUUGCGGCUACUCGGUGUUGGACGUGGUAGAAGCAUUUUCCAAGGCUUCUGGAAAGGAAGUAAAAUACGAAAUCGUCGAUAGGCGUCCUGGUGAUGUAGCCACAAGCUACGCGGACGUUACGCUAGCUGCCAAGGAACUGGGCUGGAAGGCUAAACGAGGUCUGAAAGAGAUGUGUGAAGAUACUUGGAAUUGGCAGAGGCUAAACCCGAAUGGAUUUGCCGGGUAAAAUUAAAUGACGGGUAUAGAAUUAAUGUUUGUAAAACAUGCUUUUAGUGAGGAUAGUACCGCAUUUCCAGAAGAAAAAUAUUGCCAUAGAUAAUGUAUUUUGUAGGUAGUAAAAAUUAGAUCCCUGACCAAA
Ochlerotatus camptorhynchus is the source of this 1475-nucleotide messenger RNA. RefSeq names its product UDP-galactose 4'-epimerase (gene Gale). The coding region runs from base 294 to 1343 and encodes 349 amino acids. Gene Ontology annotation, molecular function: UDP-glucose 4-epimerase activity. The record is from RefSeq and is a predicted model, not a curated record. Gene Ontology annotation, biological process: beta-D-galactose catabolic process via UDP-galactose, Leloir pathway. Gene Ontology annotation, cellular component: cytosol. NCBI's taxonomy places the organism in Eukaryota, Metazoa, Arthropoda, Insecta, Diptera, Culicidae. The transcript has 5 exons.